Messenger RNA from Jatropha curcas, 1686 nucleotides. RefSeq lists its product as uncharacterized. The record is from RefSeq and is a predicted model, not a curated record. Gene Ontology annotation, biological process: rRNA acetylation involved in maturation of SSU-rRNA. Gene Ontology annotation, molecular function: tRNA binding; 18S rRNA cytidine N-acetyltransferase activity. Gene Ontology annotation, cellular component: nucleolus; 90S preribosome. NCBI's taxonomy places the organism in Eukaryota, Viridiplantae, Streptophyta, Magnoliopsida, Malpighiales, Euphorbiaceae.
UUUGCAGGUACUGUUCUCGUCAGUUUUCACUCUCCCUUCAUUUUCUUGUUUCUGAAGGAAAUCACUCGCAGCGUCAGCUUCGUUUGUCUCAUUUUUACUGAAAUGGCGGACGAUAGCGUUCCAGUUCCUGAUAAGCAGCUUUGCCUGUAUGAAGUUGAUCUCUCUCGGCUGUUUUUAGACGAAGAUCUCAACCAAAAGCUCUCUCUGUCGCUUGCUAGUAUCAGUAACGACCUGCUUAAUGAAAGCUACUUGAAGAAGUCCGUCUCUAAAGAUCCUAGGCGUUGCCUUUAUGUUCUAAUUGAUCCGAUUGAGUCAUGGAAGGCACGCGGUGGCCCCACAGUGUACUGUGCAAUUCAGGUGUAUCUUGAGGGGGAAAUACCUGAUUAUCCUGAAGAAGAUGAGAAUGUUGGGAAUUUCAUAAGCUACAUAUUAUCACGUUACCCUCAAUUUGAGCAGAAGAACCUUGUAGGUGCCCAUAUUUUGCAUUUGUUUCAGAUACUUGAUGCAUCAGAGGAUGGAUAUGGUUGGACAGCAUUGGAUACUUUGACAAGAUUUUAUGAUGGACAAGCAACCAUGAAUAACACAGAACAGGGUCCACUGAUCAAUCCGCGGAAGAAAUGGACAAAGUUGCAUUACGCAGUCAUCUGCAGUGACUUGACUGUUAAUGCUGUAUCUCGCUUGGAAGGACUCAAUUUCUUUGUAAUCUUUGCUGGGACCCUUAUGAAACCUGGACCCAAGGAUACUUUUGGUGAAAUGCAAAUAUGGAUGUUCAAAAAGUUGCAUGACUAUGAAUCUGAGGUUUCUGAUGGGAGAUUUGCCGUCAAUGUCCUUGCUGAGCAAUCCUUUUUUGCAUUCGUAAGACAACUGUCUAGAGAAUUGACUUACUUGGAUCAAUCGCUUGUGCGGAGGAUACUUAAAAGCUUUCAUGACUUGAUCCCGCCUAAGAACAUGCGUUGUCUAUAUAGAAUGUGGACAAGAGGAAAAGAACAAGAAAGAGUUGAAGAGUUUAUCAAGGUUCCAGAGAAACCAGAGAAUCUUCAACCAAUAAGACAUUUGUUGGAGGAUCUUGCUCAAAGAUAUUUGACAAGGGAACAGCCAAUUAAACUGUCACAGGAUGAAGAGGAUUUGCUCAUCAACUUUUUGCAAAACCGACCUAAUAUGCCUCUGGACAACGAUGCAAGGUCCAAGCUGAGCAAGAUUUGUGAGAAGGCUGCUGAAUUGUACAAAACGUACGAUGGAAAGGUGGUGGAGGAUCCCUAUGGAAGGAACCAGAUAAAGGAGUUGACUAAGAACGAAAAGGUGGUCGUUGGAGUUAUCAAAGAUGGAAAGGAUGUGCCUGCGGAUGAUCCCGAUGUAAUCAAGAAAAACAAAAGAGAUGUUGAGGAUGAUGAUGAUCUCAAUGCGAACAAGAAACCGAAAAGUGAGGCAGGUAGUUCAGCAGGAACAUCAUAAAGAGAAAAACUUGGAAGAGUUUCCGCAAGGUUUACUAUAAUUUCCUUUCUUUGUGUAGACUCGGCCGAAUUUGUUAGCCGAUAAAGUUUACUAUAACUUUCCUUCUACUGUGGACUCUGCCAAAUUCAGUAUGGGCGCAUUGCUUAAUUUGUUAAUUCCGAAACUUUCUGCAAGGUUUGGUUUGUUGGUUCUUUAGUGAAGUAACAAAAAAAUGAACAGAUCUUAUAUCUUAUA